CGACAGUAUGUGCAGUGCAUCGAUCUUCCUUCCUCGAUGCCCCAAUACAAUGUUUCAGAAGAACCUGCUGCCCCUGGCCGCAGUCCUCGCCGUCGUCGCAUCGCUCAUGGCCGCUGCCGCCGGUUACCCGUGGUCAGUGUGCGGUGACAGCACCGACAGCAGCGACUUUAUGCCUAACGGCAGAUACCAGGCCCAUCUCGACUUCAUCGCAGCUGCCUUGCCCAAGAACGCCUCCAAGUCGCCAUACCUCUUCGCAACCGUCGUCGCCGGCACCGUCCCGGACCAGGUCUGGGCCGUGGGGCUCUGCCGCGGCGACGCCAAGCCCACGGCGUGCUUCACCUGCCUCACCCUGGCCUUCCAGGACCUGCCCGGCUACUGCACCUACGCCAAGGACGCCAGCAUCUACUACGACCGCUGCAUGGUCCACUACUCCGACGUGCACACACUCUCCGGCGACGACGACACCGGCCCGAUGAUGGACAGGUACGCCAUCGGCGACACCCAAACCAUCGCAUCGGACCCCGGCCGGUUCGUCCUCCUCGUGGCGGCGCUCGUGAACGCCACCGCCGACUACGCCGCGUACGGCUCCGGCUCCGCCGCCCGCCGGGGGUUUGCGACAGGCGAAGCCGACGCAGGCUUCGACCCGGAGUUCCCCAAGCUCUACGCCCUGGCCCAGUGCAUGCCGGGCCAGACGCCGGCGCUGUGCCGGGAGUGCCUCUCCAGGCUCAUAUCGCAGUCGCUGGACGGAUUCCGGAACAGUAUCGGAGGCAGGGUGCUCGCCGUCAGCUGCACCUACAGGUACGAGAGUGCGCCUUUCUAUGAUGGACCGGCGAUGGUACGGCUGGCACCACCAAGCUCUGGAGCGCCGGCGCCGGCGCCGGCUGUGAACUUUCGGGUUCCUGCGGCGGACGGACGGAAGUACCAUGUGCCCUGGGUGGCUCUUGCCGUUGUGCUACCGGCUCUAGCAGCCUUGAACCUUGUCGCCUGCCUCUGUCUCCGCUUCCGGAGGCGGCGCCGGCGGCAACCAACUGCACCACGGGACAAGCAGCAAAAAGAUCCCGUGCAUUCCACCGAAGCAGAGGACAUCGAGAUGGUGGAGUCCAUGAUGAUGGACGUCUCCACCCUUCGAGCCGCCACAGGGGAUUUCGACGAGAGCAACAAGCUCGGCGAAGGCGGCUUUGGUGCUGUGUACAAGGGUGUCCUCCCGGAUGGCGAGGAGAUAGCGGUGAAGCGUCUGUCUAGCAGCUCGUCGCAGGGAGUGGAGGAGCUGAAGAACGAGCUCGCGCUGGUCGCCAAGCUGAAGCACAGGAACCUCGUCAGGCUCGUCGGCGUCUGCCUGGAGCAGCAGGAGCGGCUGCUGGUCUACGAGUUCGUCCCCAACCGGAGCCUCGACCUGGCACUCUUCGGUGCUGAUGGACGUGAACAGCCGCCGCUGGAGCUGGACUGGGGGCAGAGGUACAGGAUCAUCAACGGCAUCGCUCGGGGCCUGCAGUACCUCCACGAGGACUCCCGGCUCAGGGUGGUGCACCGCGAUCUCAAGGCCAGCAACGUCCUCCUUGACAAGAACAUGAACCCCAAGAUCUCGGACUUCGGCCUGGCCAGGAUCUUUGGCCGAGACCAGACGCAGGCCGUCACCAGCCGCGUCGUGGGCACCUAUGGGUACAUGGCACCGGAGUACAUGAUGCGGGGGAACUACUCCGUGAAGUCGGACGCGUUUAGCUUCGGCGUCAUGGUGCUGGAGAUCGUAACGGGUCGGAAGAACAGCAACGAUGGCUGCGAUCUCUUGACCACGGUAAGUACAACGAUAACACCUGCAGAAGAAUGGAUGCUGGCUGCCUCACGCUCGCUACAAAUCCAUGAGCAGGUAUGGAUGCACUGGGAGGCCGGGACGGUGGCGGAGCUGGUCGAACCGACGAGCAUGGGCGGCAGUUUCCCGGAGGGCGACGUGCUGAGGUGCAUCCACAUCGGCCUCUUGUGCGUCCAGCCAGACCCUGCGGCCCGACCAGUGAUGUCGUCGGUCGUCACGAUGCUCGGCAGCGACACGGUCACCCUCCAGGCUCCGUCCAAGCCGGGAUUCUUCGCCAGGAACAACAGCGCCUACACAACCGUGUCGACAGUGCCGGUGGAUGCUUAGCCUGGCCAUAGGACUGAGAGACCGUAUCCAGUGCACAUGGUUUGAUGGUGCACAAAAUACACAUAUUAAAUCCUGCUCUUUCAUGUAACAUCCAAUGGCUCACACGUAUCUCACCUCUCUCUCACUGCUUUUUGCUAAAAUCCCCUCCCAUCUCUCUCGUACCUGCUCUCUAUUAGUUUGCUAAAACCCCCUCUGCUCCAUCCUCGAUGGUUCUUCCUGGAGACCAAACAAACUGCACCGUCAGUCAGCUUCCCUUGCU
This is a messenger RNA of Zea mays, 2393 nucleotides long. RefSeq lists its product as uncharacterized. Lineage: Eukaryota; Viridiplantae; Streptophyta; Magnoliopsida; Poales; Poaceae. Gene Ontology annotation, molecular function: protein serine/threonine kinase activity; ATP binding. Gene Ontology annotation, cellular component: plasma membrane. The record is from RefSeq and is marked validated. The transcript is spliced from 4 exons. Gene Ontology annotation, biological process: protein phosphorylation. Bases 8 to 2134 code for a protein of 708 amino acids.